AUGGCAGAGAUUCUUGGGGUCGCGGCGUCGGCGAGCCAGCUUGGUUUAGCAUGCUUUUCUCUGAUAGAUGUCAUGAGGAAGAUAAAAGGGGGAGCGUCGACGCUGAAAAGAUAUCAUGAGCAGCUCCAAGAACUUCAGAGACUUUCUACUAGCAUCUCUGAGAACCCUCUUCUCCAGACCCCUGAGAUAGGGACGCAGACCGACGCUCUUCUUUUUAUCAUUAACAAUAACUGUUUGAACUCUUUACUCCGAAAAAGCAGAGUCCUUCGUACUUGGGGCUUCCUAUACAGAGAGCAAGAUCUUCUUGAUAUCUUUGUCAGACUUGAACGACAAAAGGGCAACCUUUCUCUAGCUAUUGAGCAGAUACAAUCCAAAACCUUGUAUCAAAUACAGACAGACAUACAAGCCAUGGCUGAAAAGAAGUCUUCAGAUGUUCCGGCUCCUGAAUCUCCAUUCGGGAAUUUUCCGGCUCCCUUGAUCGAGGACGAAUUCACAGUCUUCUCCCGCAAUCAGAACACUCCUGGCCCGGCGUCCAGCAUUCGUUAUUACAAUGAUUUUGUCAGCUCGCUCCUAGUUUCCACCAUGUCCACCCAAGCCUUUCCGAACCAACCUCCUGCAUUUCACGGUAACGCUGCGACCCUAGGCCCGAACGAUUCUUCCACUUCCGACCCCGUGCAGCCGAAUGAGCACAAGCCUGAUCCCAAAGGCCAGAAUAUCAACAAUGCGCUCGCAGGUGCCGGAUUUCAUCAACAUAAUGGACGAGUAAUCCAAGUCGAUGAUGAGAAGGCAGCAGAGCGGACUGCAGACAAUCUACGCAAGACGAAGCCCAUAACCUACAACAACUCGAUCAAACUUGGGUACGGUGACCAACACAAUGGCAACAUCAUUGAGUACGAGAGUAGAACUGACUACGUCAUGCCCGAUUCGAGCGGAGACACAUGGAACAAUCCGAUGGCGUUGUUCUGGCUUUCUGAGGGCUCAAAGCCUGUCAUCUAUGGAACUCAGCAUAAUGGGCCAAUCAUGCGAACCAAGAAAUAG
Messenger RNA from Fusarium mangiferae, 1038 nucleotides. RefSeq lists its product as uncharacterized. Bases 1 to 1038 code for a protein of 345 amino acids. The transcript has a single exon. NCBI's taxonomy places the organism in Eukaryota, Fungi, Ascomycota, Sordariomycetes, Hypocreales, Nectriaceae. The record is from RefSeq and is a predicted model, not a curated record.